UAAGCGUCGCGAGUCAGAUAUGGCGGAAUGGAAACACACCACGGCGGCUCCGUCUUCAGCGAGCAUGACCUCGCUGGGUCGAGCGCUUUCCCGCAGCAGGUUAAGUCAGCCAGAAGGGGUUCAGUCGCAGAAGAGCCGGAGCGCCGCGGGACAGACUCGCAGGAGGUACUCCAGCAGUUCAGAGUCACCUGAUAUCAGCCCAAAUGUCGAGGCGCGGGUCCUGGUCAUAAACACCGGCGGAACCAUUGGAAUGACGUAUCAUAAUAACGUUCUGUCUCCAGAACCUAAUACUCUCGUUGAAACUCUACGCAAACUCCCCAUUCUGCAUGAUGAGCAGUACGCACAACAGACCAGACUGUAUGAAUACUACAAGCCUCCGGAGAACACGCUGGUGCUGCCGAAGUCCGCUCAUUCAGCUGAUCCUCUAAUUCAUGGACUGUCCAAACAGAACAAGAGGAUUGUAUAUUCAGUUUUAGAGUAUUCUCCCCUUCUCGACUCCUGCAAUAUGACCACAGAUGACUGGGCCACUAUUGGAAAAGACAUUGAGAAACACUAUGAGCAAUAUGAUGGUUUUGUCGUCCUGCAUGGCACAGACACAAUGGCUUACACUGCCUCUGCCUUAUCCUUCAUGUGUGAGAACCUGGGAAAGCCUGUCAUCCUCACUGGCUCACAGGUGCCCAUCUAUGAGAUGAGGAAUGAUGGGAGGGACAACCUCUUGGGGGCACUGUUGAUAGCAGGACAGUUUGUCAUCCCAGAGGUUUGCCUCUAUUUUCAUCAUAAGCUGUACAGGGGCAACCGUGUCACCAAAGUGGAUGCUGGAAGUUUUAACGCAUUUACUUCACCGAAUCUGCCGCCAUUAGCCAAUGCUGAAGUCGACAUUAAAAUUAACUGGGAUACUGUGUGGCGAGCCAAUACAACCUCCAAAUUCACUGUCAACACACAAAUGAACCGUAAUGUGGGUCUCCUGCGACUCUUCCCAGGAAUCACUGCUGAUACAGUGAGGGCAUUCUUGCAGCCUCCUAUGGACGGGAUCGUACUGGAGACCUACGGCAGCGGUAACGCUCCUGACAACCGUGCUGACCUGCUAGAUGAGAUCCGUAAAGCGACCCAGAGAGGAGUCAUCAUAAUCAACUGCACCCAGUGCCUCAGGGGCUCGGUCACAACCUCAUACGCCACUGGCCAGGCUCUGAGUGAUGCCGGUUUGGUCGCUGGGUGUGAUAUGACGCCGGAAGCUGCUCUUUCAAAACUUUCUUAUGUGCUGGCAAAACAAAACCUCAGUAUAGAAGAGAAGAAAAAGAUGCUGAGUCGCAAUCUGCGUGGUGAGAUGAUAGCUGACCUGGGCGGAGCAAAGCUUUCUCUCAGUGACAGUCGAUUUGUUCAGGUCAUCGCCAAGACCCUCAGCAUUAGCUGUAAAGAGGAGCUUGAGGCCAUACGAGAUGCGCUAACGCCCACUCUGGUGUGUGUUGCUUCUAAGAUUGGAGACAUUGAGGCUUUAGAUGCCAUAAGGGAAAUGGGAACUGACUUGAGCAUGGCAGAUUAUGAUGGCCGCACUCCCCUCCACAUCGCCGCGUGUGAGGGCCAUCUGAAAGUGGUGGAGUAUCUGCUGGGUAAAGGGGCCACCGUCUAUGCCAGGGAUCGCUUUGGUGAUACACCUCUUCGCAAUGCUGUUCGCUUCAGGCAUAAGGAGGUUGUGAAACUGCUGAGGAAGACUGGAGCUCAUUUUUCCCGGGAGGAAAUGGAGGAUGCUGGAACAGAGUUGUGCAGUCUUGCGGCGAGUGGCAACUUAGAAGCAUUGGAGAUUUGGCAGUUAGCUGGGGUUGAUAUGACCAUGUGCAGUUAUGAUGGACAGACGCCCAUUGAAGUGGCAAGAGCCACUGGAUGUGAGGAGGUUGUUGAGUUCUUAAAGCAGGCUACUCUGUACCAAACAAAGCAUCAGACAGAUGAGGGAAAUGAGCCAGUAUUUGAGGAGGAUGCGGAGGAGAAUGGCGAGUAUAUCGAGUUUACCGCUUGUCCAAGAUCCUGAGGAGGCCGUCCUGCUAGCUGUCACUUUUUUUUUUGCCAUUAUCAUCCAUCCAGUUUUUACCUGACCUAUUGCAGAUUUUCCUUACUUGGACCAACAUCCUCUUAAAACAUAAAACGCACAAGCCAUAGCUUUUAAGCCUGUCCCUCUAACACAGUAAGCAAUCAGUUAUGAAUGUAUCGUGAUAAUGAACAAUCAUACACACUAUAUAUAUAUAUAUAUAAAUAUGAUAUAUUUAUCGUUUAGAUUCAGAAUGAAUUUAGAUAUGUGAAGCUGUCAGGACUAAUGGCUGUUGUCUUCAUUCAGUGUCCUUAAUGUGUUCACAUGUAUCAGAUUCAGUAUCACCUCAGUGCUGUCACCUAAACCUGAAUGUAUUUUUAAAAAGCAAAUACAAUUGAAACCGCAGUGAGGAGGAAGGAUACAUAAUGUAAUAUACAGAGACGCAAACCCAAAAAAAGUUUGAUGGUUCAAAAGUUGUACAUGUUAAACUAAAACAACCAGUUGCCCUACUGAGUAACUGUCAAAAACAAUGUUUAUAAUCCAAAAGGUAGUGGAACAUCAGUGCUUUCUUGUUCUUUAUUUUUGUUCGUCUGUAAUUCAGUGUUUCGUAUUCAUACGUAUUCAUGGUUGAAUUUUAGUUCACCUCAGAAAAGGUUUCAAUCAAAUUGUUUUAUUGUUACGUUUUUAAUUGUUGUAGCAAUAGAAAUAUGAAAGCAUAUGUUUAUGCUGUUGAAACAUGCAAAUCAACACAUGCCUGUCAUUGUGACAUUAAAAUUGUGACAUGUUUUGUUGCAAAAAUGUAAAGUACUUUUUUCAUGUGCAAAGAAAAAAUGACUA
Messenger RNA from Sinocyclocheilus grahami, 2857 nucleotides. Its product is annotated as 60 kDa lysophospholipase-like. Gene Ontology annotation, molecular function: asparaginase activity; protein binding. Gene Ontology annotation, biological process: amino acid metabolic process. Lineage: Eukaryota; Metazoa; Chordata; Actinopteri; Cypriniformes; Cyprinidae. The transcript has 19 exons. The record is from RefSeq and is a predicted model, not a curated record. The coding region runs from base 20 to 2023 and encodes 667 amino acids.